Molecule: messenger RNA, 2640 nt
Organism: Penaeus vannamei (Pacific white shrimp)
Lineage: Eukaryota; Metazoa; Arthropoda; Malacostraca; Decapoda; Penaeidae
Product: rab-like protein 2A
Biological process (GO): regulation of exocytosis
Molecular function (GO): GTPase activity; GTP binding
Source: RefSeq, a predicted model, not a curated record
UAGUUGCAGAAUUCUUUAACAUCUACACUCGAACGCAACAUUUCAGCGCGGUCCUCGAACGCGUCACCGCUUUUGUAAACAUUCCAGAAUCAGCUGUUUGUUGUCAACAUGUCGGAGGAGGUUAACCAAGAGAAAGACGCAUGUGGAGAGGAUACCAAGUUGGAUUAUGACCAGAAAACCAAAAAGGGAGAAUUAGCAGUCAAAGUAAUAUGUCUUGGUGACAGUGCAGUGGGAAAGUCCAAGCUUGUGGAAAGGUUUUUGAUGGACGGCUAUCAACACCAGCAGUUGUCAACAUUUGCUCUGACACUAUACAGAUAUCGCACCAAACUGGAAAAUAAAGACGUUCUUGUGGAUUUCUGGGACACAGCAGGGCAAGAAAGAUUUCAGACAAUGCAUGCAUCAUACUAUCAUCAGGCUCACGCUGCAAUCCUGGUAUUUGAUGGAACGCGAAAAGUCACAUAUAAAAAUCUUGCGAAUUGGUACAAAGAACUCCGUCACUACAGACCCGAAAUACCAUGUUUCUGUGCUGUAAAUAAAAUUGAUGAAAAUGAGGACAUCGCUGGGAAGAGUUUCGCUUUCCCAGAGAAGAACAAUAUCCCCAUGUACUAUGUUUCAGCAUCAAAUGGAACCAAUGUUGUCAAGUUAUUCAAAGAUGCCAUUAGUGCUGCAUACCAAUAUAAAAAGAAUCCAACUGACUUCACAGAUCAGAUAAUGGAAGAACUAGAGAUGGAUUGAUGAAUUCAGUUCAGCAUAGAUAUAGAUAGGUCUUGCAAGCACAAUCAUGCUAUAUAUACAGUAUGUGAUAAAGAGUAUUUGCACAUGCCUUUUUAAGCUGUAAGGAAUUAUCUUAAAAGGACCAUCAAGAUAAUUUUGUUGCUCCCAGUUCACACUUUCAUGUUAUAAUUUUUUUUUUUUUUCAAGCUGAUGUUAUAACUUUGACAGUAAGUGCCACUGGCUGAAAAACAUAAUUCACAAAUCAAAGAUGAAUCCAAUCACGGAUUUCUUUGAGUAGUUUAUGCCUUACUUGGUUGUAGGUGAAUGCCAUUGUGGGAUGAAAUAACAGCAUCUCUUUUCCAAUUUGCAUCAUGUUACUGUAAUUACUUGGGAGUUUUAAAAUCCCUUCUGGAUAUAUGAGAUCGAAUAGAAAAAAAUGCUCCCUGGUUAGAAUCAUCCCUUUUUCUCCUAUUUCUAGGAACAAAAGAAUUAUCAACUCUUUUUUUAAACAACUCUUAUGAGAGAUGCCUUUUCAAGGAAAAACGGGACCUUUAGGCGCCUGGUCUUGCCAGUGAGAUAUCCACCCAAGGCUGGGGUAUAUAUAUAUCACUUACCACAACUACUAUGCCUUAGUGGUUUAGCAAGGCAUUGAAUCAUAACACCCACCAUUACUGCCACAAGGCAAGGACAUAUUAAUUGGUAGUUUGGGUAUAUCAGUAAUUUGCAGUAUAUAGUGAACAUUUAUUGAAUUUUGAUGACAUCCUACCUAAAUAUCAUUGUUUAUGAAAACAAUCAGAUGUCCCUUUUGUACAGAUUAAGCUCAAGCUUAAGCUCAAGCUCAAGCUCACCCCUGUAACAGCAGAUUGGCACCUAAAAUGUGAUUUUGAUAUCUAAAAGAGCAAAAAAUAUUGUAAUAUAUCAGUAGACGAUCUUCAGAAUCACAGCUGUCUUUAGCUAUAAAGAGGCUUGUAUAAGUAUUCCGUCCAUUAAGUGAAAUACUCACAAGAUUGUUCCUUACUGGGUGGCUACAUAAAUGUAAGAAUAAUCUCCAUACUAACUAUGUCGGAUAUAAUCUGUCAUUAGCCAUAAAAUACAAUGUUUUAUCACACUGGCACUGUUCACACAAGUGAAGCAGUUCAUGAUAGCGUUCAGAAGUGCCAUGCUAUAGUUGUAAAGUACAAGCAAAAACUGUUUCACCGAGUUUCACAAUCUUGCUCAGUCCUUAGUUUACCAACUAUAAGCAUACAAAAUUCGCGAUGGAAAACUAGAUCUACCCAUUUUAUUUGUUAUCUAUCACUGUUAUCAUCCUUUGCGUUAUUAGCACCUCCUCAUUAAAAGAAAAACAAUUCAAAUCCACAAUUGUAUACACUUAACUUUGGCAGACACAAGUCAGAUAUUGUAAUAUACAGUCUUGUAUACUUCCAUGUUUACCAUUCAGUGUUGCCAAUAUGUAAACCACUAUUUCCAACUCUCGGAUCCAAAACAUACUUCUAAUUGUAUUAAACAUGUGUUUCAUAGACAAGAGUCAAAAGGGACAAUUUCCUUACUAGCAAUGCUGGAUGGAAGGGACUAUAUCUUCUUGGGUCUCAUGCCUUCACUUUCAUCUUUAGUACUAGUAAGAUUCAUUUUUUAGUACUAGUAAGAUUCAUUUCACCUUUCAUACAUGCUAUAAAAUAGAUAUCAUGUCCAUUCAUUUUUAUGAUUUUAUUUUGUAUUAAACACUUCAUCUCUCUACUUCUAACAUAUGAAAUGUUCAUGUGAUUAUGAUAUGGCAUACAAAACUGCCUCCAGGGUAAUUUUCAUGUAGCACCCACACCUGAUGUACCUGUCACUUGUCAAUUUUUAUUGUUACUUUAUAUUAUUUGAUAACUCAUUUUUAAAGAAUUGUGUAUUCAUAUAUUAUUGAUGAUAUUAUUUACAACAGAA